Molecule: messenger RNA, 2418 nt
Organism: Zophobas morio
Lineage: Eukaryota; Metazoa; Arthropoda; Insecta; Coleoptera; Tenebrionidae
Exons: 1
Source: RefSeq, a predicted model, not a curated record
AAAUUCCUCACAAUACCAAACUCCUCACAAAUUCUCUCUUUCCAGAAACGAUCUCGUCGUCCUCUCCGUACAGGACUCCCGCGAGCCCGAGACCCUCGACCUCAGCAUCAAGAAACCGCGCGAGCCCCCGCCCCCCGCCCACAAACAACACCCCCCUCAGCAAAUCCACCGCGAGUACCUCCCCUACCACCAAGAACGCAAAAGUCCCUUCCCCAUCCGGUCCCAGCCCAAACUCCCCAGCCCCAAACCCGCCAACCCCAAAUCCGGCUCCAUCACCCUCGGCACCCCCAUCAUCAACCAGCAGCCGCGCUACGAGGGCCUCCUUCGCCAGAUGACGCCCGAGACGAAGAUGGGCUCCAUCACACAAGGCACCCCCAUCCACAUGCCCCACAUGCAGGAAAAACGCGUCUACGACUACUUCAACAAGCGCGGCGUCCCCCAGAAUUCGCCGCAGCCUGGAGCGUACCCUCAAUACAGGCAACAGAGUUUCACCGUGGAACAGCAGCUUAGUUCAAGGCAGAUCAUCAUGAACGACUAUAUAACGAGCCAGCAGAUGCUGGGGCGGCGGAACGAGAAAGCGGGCUACUACCCGACGAGUAGCCCGCACAGGACGCCGCCCCCGGUGAGCCAGCAGAACCAACAGCGGCAAGGCGUGAUCCAGCGACACACCAGACCCUAUCUGCCGCCAGGCCACGAGGCGUUGUCGAGUUUAGUGGACGUGGCGGUGCAGCAGCCGAGUCUCCCGGUGCCGAACGCCCCUCACGAGGGCUUGGGGAAGACGAUGGCCGACAACAUCAUGGAGCAGCCGCACCGCUUCCAGAUCAUCCAGCAGCACCAGCAGAUGAGGCAGCAGCAGCAGCAGCGGAUGGAGGAGCAGCAGCGCAGGAUCGUGUACCAGCAGCAGCAAACGAGGCAGUCGCGCGAAAGCUCCACGUCGCUGACGGCGGCGAGUUUGAUCGACGCCAUCAUCACGCACCAGAUCAACCAGACGAGCGAAGGGGGGCGGGAGAUGGUGACGGCGGCGCGGGAGACGCGAGCUGGAGACUUGCUGUUCCAGGGCUUGCCUGCGUUGGCGCAGCAGGACAACAACGGGGAGCGACCGUCGUCGGUGAUCAGUAUAGACCUGGAGGCGGAAACUGUGAACAAGAACCUGACGGUGAAGGAGCUGACGGAUUCGGUGAUCAGUCACGACUUUGGUUCGCGGGGGCCGAAUUAUUAUCACGUGGAUAACGUUAAUGAGCAGUGGAAGCGGCGGUUGCACCAGCAGAAGGAGGACAAGAGGGCGGUGACGCCCCAGCAGGACGAGAGGCAGAUUAUUAGGAUUGCGCAGCCGCAGAAGUACCACGUGGAGCCGGUGUCGCCCCCGGAUAAUCAUUGGAGUGCGGAGCAGAAUUUCAGGAGGUACCAGCAGCCGCAGCCGCAGCAGAAUCAACACAUUUCGCCGUUGGACUACGUGAAGAACAGGAUAGUGGAGGUGAUGAGGACGGAGGACGACAAGAAGGACGCGCAGGAGAGCCAGGAGAAGGAGCGGAGCGACAGUCCGGGGGAGAUGGUGAUCGACGAAGAGAAGCACGAGGAGCAGCAGCAGCAACAGCAACAAGGAUUCGGUUUUCCUUAUGUUCAUAAAGAGAGCACUGCCAACGAUAGUUCAAGGAGUAACGAGCCGAAGCCGUUGCUGUCGGCGCAGUACGAACCCUUGUCCGACGAGGAUUAGUGUAACGGAGCUUUGUCUGUAUAUAUCGAUAAGUGAUAAAUAGGUUAGGCUAGUGUUAAAUGUAAUGACUCUCGGCCCGGCUCACCGGGUCGGUUAGCGUCCAUUUUAGUUUCUUUUUUAAUUCAUGAUUAUUUUAAUUGUAGAUAACAGUUUUACUUUACUGUAAAUACAACUGUAAACAUUAAGGUUAAGUGUAAGCUAGGGAAUAGUUCGAUCUAUUGCAUAACCUCAAAAUUUGAUAUUUAUGUGAGUCGAGAUACGACGGUAUGCGAUGUCCAGUUUUUUGCAUUUCCAACUAACUUCAUUUCAGUGUUUGUGUUUCUUUGCUGUUCGUGCAAUGGAUGUGUUUCGUUCAAUCAGUUCGGGUUUGUCGCUUAUUUACCUUCUUUUCAUAAGUGUAUUUUCUGUAUAUUUUUUGGAAAUGUAAAUAAACCCAAAUUUAAUAUAAAUAUAACAUAGCGCGUAAGGGAUUAAACAAAGUUGUAAAUACUUGUGAAUUUUCUCCUUUUUUAAUCUUCUGUUUUUACGAAGUAAUUUAAGUCUUUAACGCUUUCACGUCCGGACGAGACGAACUGAUGAUUUUUCUACACACUAUGAGAGGACAAAAAAAUGCUUCCAAAAUAUGUGUACACUGUCGAUUUUUUAGUUUGUAUUUUCAAAUAGUAAUUUGUUAUUUUGUUGAAAUAAAUUAAAUAUCAGUUUGA